CAGCUCUCACGAUGCUGCCAAGCAGCGCUGCGCUGUGUGAGAAAUCAAAGCGCAGGCGUCGAGUCGGGAGGUAGCAUAUCUUAUGCGCAGACUGGGUACUGUACAUGGCCAUUGAUGCUGCUGGAUAGAUGUAGCCCCUGAUGUAAAUAAGAAUGGCGAGGGCAGCGGGUCUAACAUGCCGCGUUAUCUCUGCUUGACAUCGGAACAUUGCAUGCCACCAUCGGGAUUUUAUAAAAACGCGGGGGCCUUUUCUCGUUUUCAUCGGAAUCUGCCUUGACAGCUCGCCUGAUGAUUUUAAUUUGACACAAGAGCCAUAGCAGACGGGCGGCUUCUUCUAAUAAACACUCGGGAAAAACAGGUCAUUAUGACCUUAGUAUCCCCCAGUAAAAGAAAACCAUCGGAUUGUUUUUACGCGGCAGCAUUCUGCUUGCAUCUUUUGCUUUGGAUUUCGUGUGCUGUGUCCGGAGAGGAGGAUCAUCAGUUCAGCGUUGAGAGAUGGCUACAGAGGUAUGGCUACCUUCCCCGCACAGAACCGGGAAUGUCUGUCCUGCGCUCGGCUCAAACCAUGCACUCAGCCAUCGCUGCCAUGCAGCGUGUCUACGGUCUCAAUGUCACAGGGACACUGGAUGAGAAAACCAAGGAUGAUAUCACGCUGAGUUGGAUGCAAAAGCCUCGCUGUGGAGUUCCCGACAAAUUUAAAAGUGCUGCGAGGUCACGGAAGCGGAGAUACGCGCUGACAGGACAGAAGUGGCAGCGUACACACAUCACCUACAGCAUAAAAAAUGUCACACCAAAGGUGGGCGCCCGGGAGACUCACGAUGCCAUCCGGCGGGCGUUUGAUGUGUGGCAGGGUGUGACUCCGCUACGCUUUGAGGCCGUUCCAUACAGCGCACUGGAGACUGGCAGGCGUGACGUGGACAUCACCAUCAUCUUCGCUUCGGGUUUUCAUGGUGACAGCUCACCCUUCGACGGGGAGGGGGGAUUCCUCGCCCACGCCUAUUUCCCGGGCCCAGGCAUAGGAGGGGACACACACUUUGAUUCUGAUGAGCCCUGGACCCUGGGGAACCCAAACCAUGAUGGUAACGACCUGUUCUUGGUUGCGGUGCAUGAGCUGGGCCACGCCCUCGGUCUGGAACACUCCAACGACCCCACCGCUAUCAUGGCUCCUUUCUACCAGUACAUGGACACAGAGAACUUCAAACUACCUCACGAUGACCUGCAGGGCAUCCAGAAAAUCUAUGUUCCCGCUUCAGUAGGUGUCUCCAGGACAACAUUUUGCCAUGAUGACACACACACAGACUCACAAGGUCCACCAGAUAGAGCACCGCAGCCAACUAGGCCCCCACCCACGGUGCCUCCUCCUCGCUUCCACCCUCCCUCAGACCCCCGUAAACAUGACCGCAAUGCCAGACCCCAUCGCCCUCCACAGGGGGCCAAGCCCUUCAACCCCAACUCCAUGCCCAACAUCUGCGAUGGAGGCUUCAACACCCUGGCCAUCCUCCGGCAGGAGCUUUUUGUGUUCAAGGAUCAGUGGUUUUGGAGGGUACGAGACAACUCAGUAGUCCCUGGCUACCCCAUGCAGAUUAACCACUUCUGGAAAGGCUUGCCUCCCAAAAUUGAUGCUGUGUAUGAAAAUAGCGAAGGGAAGUUUGUAUUUUUCAAAGGAAACCGUUUCUGGGUCUUCAAGGACACAACUCUCCAGCCUUCGUACCCUCAGGACAUCUCGCUGUUUGGGAGCGGCAUGCCCACUCAGAGUAUCGAGACAGCUGUCUGGUGGGAGGAUGUCGCAAAAACCUACUUCUUCAAAGGAGACAGGUACUGGAGGUACAAUGAGGACAUGAGAACCAUGGACCCAGGUUAUCCCAAACCCAUCAACAUCUGGAAGGGCAUCCCUGACUCUCCACAGGGGGCUUUUGUGGAUAAGGCCAACGGCUUUACCUACUUCUACAAGGGAAAGGAGUACUGGAAGUUCAACAACCAGCUGCUUCGUGUGGAGCCUAGCUACCCAAGGUCCAUCCUGAGGGAUUUCAUGGGCUGUGAUGGUCUGCCUGCUGACCCCGACUGGGACUGGAACCCCCCGGUGGCGGAGGAACGCCACUACGACAAUGGUGACGUGGACGUUGUCAUAAAACUGGACAGCGCGGGGGGCACGGAAAAAGCAGUGGCCAUCGCUAUCCCCUGUGUCUUGGCGCUUUGCAUGAUGGUCCUCCUCUACACCGUUUUCCAGUUCAGGAGGAAGAGCACACAGCGCCACAUACUGUACUGCAAGCGCUCCAUGCAGGAGUGGGUCUGAAGGACUGUUAUCGCACUGUACAGAAGGGGGUGUGAAGAUAGAGGUAUAGUUAUUACUUGAAGCCCUAAGUACAGUAAUUGGAAGCACUGUAAAGGGUACAGUACAUAAGGAUUGCCAUGUUGGCAGAUUUUAAAACUGCUUGAACUCAACUAACAAGCUGCAAAGAAGCAAAAUGAUCAGCAGAACGCAACUAAAUUAGUGAGGGAGCCACAUCUCCUGUGUCCAACUAAUAUGUCUCUUUCUGCUUUGACUUUUUUCUGUAUCUUGGAAUGAACUCAAUUAAGUGAGACACAGUUAAGCUACUGUAAGUGGGACCUUUGUUUAUCCUCGUCUCUGCACGCCGCUUAAAAAGCCCCUAGCACUAACUUCAGUGGACAAAUUUAGACAUAGGCUUCUACUUUACUUUCAUUUCUUAAUUACAUUGCUCUGAGCUGUGCUUUUUUCAUUAAGGGUCCCUGUAAAAGAUUAUUCAUUGUGUGGAGGACUCAUACACAAACCAAAUAUGACCUUUUCUCCCAAAGAGGAUUACUGCUUGAUGUUGUUUUUCCUCCAUGGAUCGAACAUUGCGGCAUCAUACUCAGUUUUUCUUUUUUGCCAUUGGUAUUCACAUCCACUCGUUUGCUCUGUAAUCUGUGGGGAUAGAAAGUAGCUGGAAGCAAGAGCUAGGAACUCAAGACACUUGUGGCAGUGUAUCUCCAAAACAGGGGCCAAAAACCCCUGCAAUAUUUAUGAGACUGCCUUAAUCACAGUUUGCUUAAACUCCCUUCUCUUUCUCUCUGUUUCUCUGGUGUGGAAGUUGAGAACUUAGUGACAGUAGGAAUACAAACAGUGUAUAAUAAAGGCAUUUAUUACUUUCCAAAAUGUUACUUCAAAACCAGUAGUUAAAGGGUCAGUAUGUAACUUGUAUUAAAAAAA
Etheostoma cragini (Arkansas darter) is the source of this 3208-nucleotide messenger RNA. It is a transcript of the gene mmp16b, whose product is annotated as matrix metallopeptidase 16b (membrane-inserted). Lineage: Eukaryota; Metazoa; Chordata; Actinopteri; Perciformes; Percidae. Gene Ontology annotation, cellular component: extracellular matrix. The transcript has 12 exons. The record is from RefSeq and is a predicted model, not a curated record. The coding region runs from base 365 to 2293 and encodes 642 amino acids. Gene Ontology annotation, biological process: skeletal system development; collagen catabolic process; proteolysis. Gene Ontology annotation, molecular function: zinc ion binding; metalloendopeptidase activity.